Molecule: messenger RNA, 1312 nt
Organism: Sclerotinia trifoliorum
Lineage: Eukaryota; Fungi; Ascomycota; Leotiomycetes; Helotiales; Sclerotiniaceae
Source: the annotation of a GenBank genome assembly
CCCUAGAAUCCCUAGAAACUCUAGAAUUUUCUAGCUUUGCCCUUGUGCCCCGUUCCGAAGAGACGUCAGAGAAAAGAGCUUCAUGACUCGAGUUUAGACACGCGACUUUUGAGAUAAUUUUGCGGAUGAAACUUUUUGCUUAUACAGUUUUUUAAAAGGUUUUUUUUCCUGGGUAUAAUUUUGUUUUGGUGUUGCGUUGUUUUUAGUCUUUUUGAAAUCAUACUCUGCAUCUACUUUGGACUUCCUUCGACUUGCAGGAAUAGGAAGUUGCGUAUAUACGAGGAACGUCUCCUAAAUCGAAUUAUAUCAACAAAAACAAAAAAAACAGAGAGAAAACAAUCAAAGUCAAAAUGUCAAUCGCCGACCCAGAAACUCAGUCCUCAUCCUCACCUCCAGCCUCAGCAACCCCUCCUUUCCAAUUUCACCAAUUCUCGCUCCUCCCUCUCGAGCUCCAGCGUAAAAUCUGGCGUGCCCUAUUUCCUCCUUCCCGCACCAUAUCCCUCUCAUACAACAUCACCUCCUCAGAAGCUCUCUCUUCACCACCACCCAUAACGCUCAGUAUCUGCUCCGAAUCACGUGCCGAAACCCUCCUCCUCUACACUCUAAUAUAUCGAUGCGAAUUUUCCGGAUCCCGUGGGAAAACAGGUGGAAAUUGUGGCAUUCUUCUCAGUAAAGCGAUGAGACAACCAAUUUGUAUUGAUCCCUCAAUUGAUAUCGUUGGCUUUUCCGCCGGAGAUUUAUGUGGGACGGAAAACGUAAAGGCGAGAAGGAGAUUCGUAGAGUGGAUGCGAUUUUUAGACGGAGUUGAUAAGAGAAUUUUAAGGAGAACGAGAGGAAUAGAGUUAAUGGGACUGGAUUGGGAAAAUACCAUGUAUGUGCAUCUGAAGUAUCAGGAGGAGCUCAGAUGUAAGGAGAUGGGAGAAGAAUAUGAGGGUCAAGGGGGAGUGGAGUGUUGGGAGGAGCUGAAUUAUGGGGCCUUGGUUAGGUUUGCAGGGUUGCGUGAAGUGAGGUGUAGAUAUAAGCAUGUGGAGUAUAUGGGGAAUUUUGAGGACCAGUUGAAGAAAUUCUUGGGGUUUCAUCGGGAGGUUUGGGGUGGAACCGUCCCUUCUGUUAAGCGUGCGGUGUGAAUGGCGUCGGUGUAAGAUGGAAGAUGGAAGAUGAGACACGAUAUAAUUUUUUGGAGUCAAGCUGGAAAUGGCAAGAGAACCAGGCGUUCUGGUUUAUAUUUACUUUUGGUUUAGCUUGGUUCGGUUUGCUUUGCGUAGGUCUCAUGGUUGGGGAAAUAUAUAUAUAUAUAUACUCGAGUAUAUUU